Stegodyphus dumicola is the source of this 2950-nucleotide messenger RNA. RefSeq lists its product as uncharacterized. NCBI's taxonomy places the organism in Eukaryota, Metazoa, Arthropoda, Arachnida, Araneae, Eresidae. The record is from RefSeq and is a predicted model, not a curated record.
AACUGUGGUCGUGAAUUUUGUGGAUAUAUAUUUUGCCAAUAGUGUUAUGUAAGUAGAUUAUUUUGGUAUUCUAAGUGAUUUUAAAUAACGUGAGCUUUAUGUAAUUAUAAAUAAUAGUUUUAUCUAUAUUUCGUUUUAUAUAUUUUUAAUUUUUAGAUUUAUUUGGGAAAAUAUGUAGCUGUUUUCAAGCCUAUGCAAGUGUUUCGUUUUAACAGCGAAUGCAUUUACUUUAGUUUGAACAUUUUGAGUAGUAUUGUUUUGACUAUUUGUUUGGAAAUCAGGAAUUCUUUAUUAUUUUUGAUUAUUUGUUUCUAAUAACAUAUUGGAAUACAGAAUGCCUCGACAUUGCAGUGUAUUUGGCUGCAAAUCCAAUUACGACAAAAAUGAGAAUGUCACUACUUACUCUUUACCUAAAUCACCUAAAAGAAGAGCUCAGUGGUUAAGGAAAAUUCCGAGAGAUUUAAGCAAAUUAAAAAACCCCGUAAUUUGUAUAAAGCAUUUUGAUGAAUCACAGAUAAUAAGAAAGGACUGUGUAAUCUAUAAAAAUGAAUAUAAAGAAUAUGACAGAAAAAUCCCUGGUCUCAUUCAAGGCGCUGUGCCAUGUAUAUUUGAAAAUGCUCCCUCAUAUUUAAGUACAAAUAAAUCCAAACCUCGCAGACUUGUUGAUGUAGAAGAAGUAAAUUAUAAGAAAGCCGUUCAGGAAAGUUUACUUCAGCAGAAAGCUGAUUUAGAAAAAAAUGCAUUAAAAUGUCCUCAAGAUGUGGUCAAUUACUUUCGGGAAAACAUAUGUAAAUAUAAAAAUAAAUGGUUUUACUUAGAUGACGAUGAUGAUGAUAUAAUUCGCUUAUGUUUAUAUGCAGCUCAUGAAAAUUGUCCAAAAAUUUUGGGAUGCAUCAUUAUAAGUACUGACAUGAAUUUUGAAGUAUACAUUGAAAAUCGGAAAGAAAGUAAGAAGAAAUUUUCAAAAUCACCCGUUGUUGAUACAAUUUCAGUAUUACAUGAUUUAAUGAACAAUGUUGAAACUUCUGUUACUAAUACAACAUUUCCAUCUGUGUUAGAAUCAGCAAUUACAUUACUAAAUUCUGUUGAUUGUAAUUUAGAUAAUUCUGAACAUAUUUCUUUUAUAAUAGAGCAAUUAAAAUUGUUAAGAGUAUCAAAAAAUAAUAGGCGUUACAGUAAUAGAACUUUAAUUUUAGCUUCAACAUUAUUUGUGCAAUCUUCUUCGGCAUACAAUGCUUUACUAAACUGCGACUAUUUGUGCAUUCCAAGUACUCGAGUCUUACGCAAUAUUAUGAGUAGUUAUUCAUUGUCAAAAUUAAGUUUGGCUGGCAGCAUUAAUUAUUUAGAGAGGAAAAAAUGUUUUCUUAAUGAACAAGAACUUGUAGUAAAUGUUUUAUUAGAUGAAAUUUACAUUCAGCCUAUGUUCAACUUUAAAGGUGGUUCUAUUUAUGGAGGUUCUCAUGAUAAACCAGCACUUGCUGCCAAAACAGCUCAGGUUUUCAUGAUAACAUCAGUUUUUUCUUCAUAUAAGGAUGUAGUUAGUAUUGUUCCAGUUAAUGGAUUGCAAGCUAAUGAGCUACAAGAUAUGAUUCAGCAGAUUUUAAUAGCAUUAGAAAAUAUAGGAUUUAAAGUUGUUUGUUUGAUUUCUGAUAAUAAUGCUGUGAAUAAACGCGCAUUUGAACUAAUGACCCCUAAUAAAACUUUGCAGCCAUAUAUUAAGCACCCUUUAGAUGAUUCAAGGCUUCUCUUCUUUCUUUUUGACACAGUUCAUAUGUUAAAAUCAGUACGCAAUAAUUGGUGCAACAAAAAAUUAAUUACAUUUCCUGAUCUAGAAAAUAAUGAUAUUUUAAAGAAAGCUAACUUUAAGCAUUUGGAAAUCAUGUAUGAUAUAGAGAAAUCUUCCAUUGUUAAAUAUGGCCAUUUACUUACAAAUAAAGCUCUUUAUCCUUCAACAAUUCAGAAACAAAACGUGAAACUAACACUUCAAGUCUUAAAUGAAAAAAACAUAGCAGCAUUAAAAUGUAUAUCAAAGGAUCAUGCAGAUGUUUUUGUGAACUCAGAUGAAACUUGUGAUUUUAUUUCAGUAUUCACAACAUGGUGGAAAAUUGUAAACUGUAAAAGCAAUUUUGAAAGUAAGCUCUUUAAUGAUAAAUUUCGUGGUGCUAUUAACUCUCAGAAUGUUGAGCAGAUUAAUUUCUUAAAGAAACUAGUAUUGUGGCUUAAGAUAUGGAAACAGUCUGUUCCAAUAAAAGAAACUUUAUCACCACAAACAUUUCAGGCAUUGAUAAUAACUACAGAUGCAUUCAUUCAAUUGAUUCCAUAUUUGUUUCAAAAGUAUGAGGCUGAAUACAUAUUAUUAGGAAAAUUUCAAACUGAUGCUCUUGAAUCACGUUUUGGAAUGUAUCGGCAAAUGUCAGGUUCAAAUUAUUACAUAAAUUACCUACAAUUAUUAGAAAGUGAGAAGAAGCUUCGUUUUAAAAGCAAUAUUAUAAUUUCAUCAUCAAAUAUCAAUAUCCCUUUAACUUCUCUUUUACCAGAUUAUGAUAAGGAUUCUAUCUUUACCUUUGUGAAUAUUGAUGAUUAUUCAAAUUUACUAGUUAAUGAUUUUUCUACAGAAAAUGUUCCUUCUGAUAUUUUACCAGUGCUAGUUUAUAUUUCAGGUUAUGCUUCCAUGAAAGAAUUAAGGGUGGUAAAAUGCAGUAUUUGCCAGGACUGGUUGCAAAGUGUUCAUUCGGUAGAUAUAGCAGAUGAUAUUUUUGGUUUUCUUAAAGAAUUAGAUAGGGGGAAAUUAACUUUACCGUCUGAAGUUGCUUUACUAACAUCUUCAAUUGUACAUUUCUUAUUUGGUGGAAUUCUCGAAAGCAUGGAAGAUACAUUUCUUAUAUCAGGAAAGCAACUGGGUAUUUUAUAUAAGUUAUCUUGCAUACAGUUAGGUAGAAUUAAACUUUAA